Messenger RNA from Oreochromis aureus, 3081 nucleotides. RefSeq names its product interferon regulatory factor 2-binding protein 1-like. Gene Ontology annotation, cellular component: nucleus. Gene Ontology annotation, molecular function: transcription corepressor activity. The record is from RefSeq and is a predicted model, not a curated record. NCBI's taxonomy places the organism in Eukaryota, Metazoa, Chordata, Actinopteri, Cichliformes, Cichlidae. The coding region runs from base 344 to 2125 and encodes 593 amino acids. The transcript is spliced from 2 exons. Gene Ontology annotation, biological process: regulation of transcription by RNA polymerase II.
AAGAAGUUUAAUAUUCAAAUUCUAGAAAAUAAGAAACAAUGGCUUUAAAGAGAAACUACGUCUCCCAUAGUGCUCUGAGCCCUGGCCGCGUAGGUGUUUCCGGUGUCUUAUAACAUUUUACUUCCUUCCACACAGGCUGACACGAACAAACGAGAAAGAAGACGUCGUUAAGUUUUAAAUGUUACCGCCAAUACUCGGAUUUUGAACUUAGUUUUUUGUUAGUUUCUGUUGUAAAAUUCGCGGUAUGUGGCGAAUGGUGUCGGAGGACUGAAGAAUCGGUGCAAAACGUAGUCCGUAACGUGUAGGCCUCCGAAGAAAGUUUGGUCGAGGGCCUGUAAACAACAUGUCCUCCGCCUCGCAGUCUUCCUCGAGACGGCAAUGGUGCUACCUCUGCGACCUGCCCAAGAUGCCUUGGGCUAUGCUGUGGGAGUUCAGCGAAGCUGUAUGCCGGGGUUGUGUCAACUACGACGGCGCAGACCGGAUAGAACUCCUCAUUGAAACUGCCAGGCAGCUGAAGAGCACUCACGGAGUUUUAGACGGCAGGUCCCCCGGUCCACAGCAGGGCAAACCCAGCUCUGCUGGGCCCCUUGAAGCGGGGCGGCAUCACGGAGAGCGUGUAGACCGGGGGAGGGGUGAGUAUGGGGCUUCUUCUCGCCUCCCCAAUGGUCUGCACAGAGCUGAAGAUGUAGCUUUGUCAGAGGGCAGCCGACAGAGCCCGAACACUCGUCGGGCUAUGCCUGGGGUAGUUUCUAGUCUUCAUAACACCAUACCCCAUGCCUUGAUAGCUCAGGGGCUAGUAGCAACAGCUUCUCAUGGCAUUUUAACCCCAUUAACAAGCACGAGAGCUGGGGCCGCUCCUAUUGCCGUCUCAGCUGGCCCCAUAAUAAGCGACAGUGGCAGAAGACAGGCUGUGUCGCUGGGUAUGGGACCUAGCACUUCUACUCUAGUGGGCAUAGAUCCGGCAGUGUGGAGGAACAGUGAAGUAAUGGCUGAACUGAAUGAGGUGGCUCGUAGUAGAGUGGAAGGGUGGCCUAACCGUCCCAAAGCAGUUCGGGAUGUGCUGGUAGCUCUCAGCAGCUGUGUCCCCUUCAAUGUGCGCUUCAGGAAAGACCAUAAUCUGAUGGGGCGUGUUCUGGCCUUUGAUGCUAGCGCUACUCCGGAGUUUGAGCUGAAGGUGUUCGCGGAGUAUCCCUCUGGCUCUGGAAUGAUCUACUCAGGAGUUCCAGAUCUGGUCAGGCAGAUGUUCCGUGACUCUGCCAAAGAUGCUGGUAAGGCAGUAAACUCUGGGCUGCGCUACGUGGAAUAUGAGAAACGGCAAGGGACCGGAGACUGGCGUGGGCUGUCUGAGCUGUUGAAUGAUGGUGUGCGUAUGUUUAAAGAGCCCCCAAUCCCAGAGGUUCUGCCACAGCCAGACCCAGUGCUGUCUUUGGCAGCUCCUGGACGCCCCGGACCAGCCAAGGGCACAACCAGGCGCCGAAAGGCUUCUCCAGGCUCUGAGAACGGAGAGAGUGAGGGAAGGGCCGAACACCCUGUGAGGGAGCCCUGGCCCCGGGGCACGUACUCAGGCAUGGAACCUCUUCCUGGCAUGGCCGUACCUCAAGAGGGCCCACCUCGUCUACACAACCAGCCUUCACCCAUCUCAGCACUUAUGGGAGUGGCAGAUGGCCUGAGCUCCAGUCACAUGGCCAGAGAGAGCCCCAGCAUGUCCACAGCCCACUCCUCAGCUGGGCGCCCCACAAGCAGCAGCCCCUCGACUCCCUCCACCUCAGUCUCCCAGGCAGCUGUAGGGCAGGGUCUGAGCACUGGAGGACAAAGUAACAACACAAACACUGGGGAGUCUACAAGUAGCACCCCAGGCACCCUGCUUUGCUGCACCCUCUGCAGAGAGCGCCUGGAGGACACUCACUUUGUCCAGUGUCCCUCAGUCCCGCACCACAAGUUCUGCUUCCCCUGCACCCGAGGGUUCAUCCGCAGCCAAGGUCAAGGAGGAGAGGUGUACUGCCCCAGCGGAGAGCGCUGCCCCCUGGCCGGAUCCACUGUGCCUUGGGCCUUCAUGCAGGGUGAGAUCUCAACCAUCCUAGCUGGAGAAGGAGAUGUGACAGUAAAGAAGGAGAACGACCCUUGACCCUCCAUCCUUUUGGCAGUGAAUGUGGAUUAAAACACAGUGAAAGCACUUACCUAUAAUCUCAAGCAGAGGUCCACUUUGGCUGUAGUUCAUCAUGUGUGCCUCCAAGAGCCGAAUAACUCUGAAGCCCAGGAGGACCACUACACAAAGACCGGUAACUCGAGACAAGACUCACUCACGAGAGGAGGGAGACGUCUGCGCGUCGGGGCUGCAUCGUGACCGAAUCAAGUCUCGACCCAAUCUCUCUCCAUCCUUUUUUACAAAAAACAACAAAAAAAAAUCUAUUUAUUUUUUUUUUCCUAGUGUGAUAAAGGCCUCAUUUCAAAAAGCCCAGGAUUAAAAGCACACACUUUUCUUUUUUAAAAAUUUUUUUUUGCUGUUUUUGUGUUUUGUUUUUUUCCCCCCCUAACAAUGACAAUCUGAUCUUUUUUGUUGUUGUUUUUUGCAUCCUGUCUGACACAGAUGCAGGAUACUUUUUACAUGGUUUGACAGAAUGAUGCAAUUCUUUAAAAAAACGAAUGUUCAAAAAAUGUUAAAACCAUUGGGUCCUUAAAGCCAAGGGGAAAAAAAUGUAAACCUACAAUACAUCACUUGUUAUUCUCUUUAUAUUGUGUGUCAAAAAUGUGAAUUUUCUUUCAAUAUGGCUAUGUAAUUUCUAUUUUUGAUACAAUACAAAUUUCUAUGUAUUUGUUUAUAGUGAUGAGAAGACCAAAGAUGGCUUCAUGCUCAAUGUAAUUUUAUUGUAUUGUAGCUGUGUAUGCUGUAUUCACUGAUAACCCUGGCAUCAGUCACUAAUUAGUUAUUCUAUCAUACAAGUAAGCUUGUUUUGUCUAUUUACUUUUUGAAUUCUAUGUAUGGUAAAUUUAUUAGCAUCACAAUCUUCAAUGGUUAACCCACAUAUUCAUGUGAUCUUAACAGGUCAAUUCUACAAUAAAUGACAAUGUAGUUAAAACUUA